Dentiscutata erythropus is the source of this 678-nucleotide messenger RNA. The record is from the annotation of a GenBank genome assembly. NCBI's taxonomy places the organism in Eukaryota, Fungi, Glomeromycota, Glomeromycetes, Diversisporales, Gigasporaceae.
AUGAGAGAUAGUCCUUGUUGGUUUUAUGAAACGAAGCACUUUUGGAUCGAUUAUCCCCAUUAUUUACUUACACCACUUGUAAAAUCUUAUUACCUCAUUCAAUUCGCUUUCUGGCUUCAACAAAUAUUAGUAUUAAUACUUCAACUUGAGAAACCUCGAAAAGAUUUUCUUGAAUUGGUGGCUCAUCACAUAAUAACAUGUUUAUUAAUUAGUGGGAGUUAUUUAUUCAAUUUGACACGAAUUGGAAAUGCCGUAUUUGUGUCGAUGGAUUUCUCGGAUAUUUGGCUUGCGCUUGCGAAAAGUAUGAAAUAUAUGAAAUUUCCAGAAAGAGUUACAGAUGUGAUGUUUGUAUUUUUUAUGAUGACAUGGGCUUAUACGAGACAUUAUUUAUAUGGAUGGAUUAUGUAUUCCACAUAUUUUGAAUCAUGUGCACCCGAAAAUAAUGAAUGUAUUUGGGAUCCUUUAAGAGGUUAUUGGGUUACCUGGUGGACAAAAUAUAUUAUUUUAUUAGGAUUAACUUUAUUACAAAUCCUUAUGAUUUAUUGGUUCUGCCUCAUUUUACGAAUUGCGUAUAGAGUUGUUUCUGGAAAGAAUGCCGAAGAUACUAGAAGUGAUACCGAAGAUGAAGAUACUUGUAUUUCACCAGAAAAUCCUACCAACACUAAAAAAAAUGAUUAG